GCUGUAGGCGCCAUGUCGCUCCUGGGGCUCCUCGUCCUGCUCUUCAUGGCUGCAGAGAAUGCAGGGGCUGCUGGCAGAGCCACAGUGAGCUUCUCCCCAAACUGGGCCUCAGCAUUCACAUCUGAAUCUGUAACUCUGACUUGCAAUGUAUCUUCCUCUGCACAAGGAGAGCCCCCUUAUUUCUGGUAUAAAGAUGGGGUACGGAUGGAAACAAAGCAGCAGAAAUAUACAAUAUUCAAUGCUAAAAAGAGUGACAGUGGGGUAUAUCAGUGUAAGUCCCAUAGCAGUGACCGGAGUGAUUCUGUUACACUGACAAUUAGUGAUGAUUACCUCUCCCUGAAAGUUCCCCCCUUUGUGUUUGAAGGGGACAAUUUACAGGUUUCCUGUGCCGGGUACCCUGGGUACAAAGCGGAUACUGCUAAACUGAACAAAGGAAAUCAGUUGAUAGGUUCCUCACCCUCUGGGAAUUUCAACUUUGGAAGAGUAACCAUGGCAACAAGUGGCUCCUACAUAUGUUAUAGAGCAGUAAAACACCAUUUAAUCUAUUAUAAUCAAAAGAGCAGUGUGUACAUUUCUGUGAAAGAGCUGUUCAGUUCCCCACAAAUAAAAGUGAGCACAGAUCAGGUGACAGAAGGAGAUCGCAUGACCAUAACAUGUGACACAGAGCUCAGCCCACACAGAGAGACUACAGAGCUGCAGUUUGCUUUCUACAGAAAUGGGCACAAUGUGCAGGGAUUCAGUUUAUCCAACCAAUAUGGAGUCUCUUCAGCUCAGCUAGAGGAUUCUGGGUAUUAUACCUGUGAAAUAAGAGCUCAGUCUGGGAUUGUAAACAAGAAGAGUGACCGAAAAAGUAUCCAGAUAAGAACUAAGAAACUUGCCGGUGUGCGAGUGAGGCUGGAGCCGGCCGGGGGGCAGGUUAUUGCUGGGGAGAAGUUGGAGAUUCUCUGCUCAGUGGAAAAGGGGAUGGGAUUAUUGCGUUAUUCCUGGUGCAAACAGCCCACUCUCAUCUGUAACACCAAAGAGGCUGCAGCUCCGGAGCAACGCUUUGUGGCAGAAAGUGUUUCUGAAGAUUAUGGAGGAGAAUAUCAGUGCAUCAUUACCAGAACUGCUACUGGGGAAUCCAUCCGAAGCGCCAACAUCUCCAUCUCUGUCCAAGAACCAGUGGCAGAUGCCAGAAUUACUCCCGAGGAGGAUGAACUUGCAGUGAAAGUAGAAGACAAUCUGUGCUUGACCUGUUCUGUAGCAAAAGGCACUAACCCUCUGUUCCUUUGGAUUCAUAAUAAUAAGACGAUUGGACAUGAAUCAGUACUGUACCAGGUCCGAGAGUCUGGGAAAGUGCUGUGUAUAGAGUCCGCUCAGCUUCAACAUGCUGGGACCUACUGGUGUGAGGUCAGGAACCAACUUUCAUCCAACAGGAUCUUCACUGUUACCAGCAACAUUGUCACCAUAAGCAUCUCAGGGAACACCUACAGGUAUGUAGUGAUGGGAAUAGGAAUCUCACUGGCUUCCCUGCUUCUUGUUACUGCCAUUGUUGUCUUCAAAUACAGGAGCACGAUGGCCUCAUGUUUCACCUGUUGCCAUUUUCCAACAAGCUCAGGUGGCUCAGUAACUAAAGACCAAAAUGGGUCUGAUCCAAGACAACAAGUUGCUAACCUUUACAUUCCAAAUGAUGGGAAACCUGAAGAAGAACAGCCGGAGUACGGCAAUAUCGUUAUCCAAGAUGGAGAAGAUGAGUGUUACUAUAUGAACUAUGAUCCAACAGCUUCUUCAUUACCAAAGAAUAACUAUGAUAAAGUUUCUGUUACUUACACUGGAGGCAAGUAUCAAUCCUCUGAAGAAUUCCAGGAUUAUGAAGAGGACUAUGAGAACUUCAGUCCCAAAUAAUUCAUGCAAAGUUGCAGCACAAUCACUAUUACAUUUUCAUUUUACGACUACGGACCAGAAACCAAUUUUUCAGUAGAAUCAAACGAGAAAAUAGAACUUUUUCAUAGACUAAUAAGUACUCUCCAGUUCUUCUGUUCUGUACUUCUGUAAGUAGUCACCUGGACAUAAACAAGUCAGCAAGAAAGUUUUUGGAUUUCUUCAUGGUUUUUGGAUUACUAAAUAGCUGCCAAAUAAGAACUCCAGGGUUCCCACAGUGGUUUGCAUCAAUAGAUUCUAAGGGGUCUAUUUAUCAAGGUACGAUUCGUUACGAAUUGAAAAAAUCUUAUUUUUUCUAAUUUUUCAUACUGUGCGUAUUGUCUGCGAUUUUUUCGUUAA
Xenopus tropicalis (tropical clawed frog) is the source of this 2259-nucleotide messenger RNA. Its product is annotated as Fc receptor-like protein 2. The record is from RefSeq and is a predicted model, not a curated record. Bases 13 to 1884 code for a protein of 623 amino acids. The transcript has 13 exons. NCBI's taxonomy places the organism in Eukaryota, Metazoa, Chordata, Amphibia, Anura, Pipidae.